ACGUUUGAAAUUUGAAGCGUUUCGGCGAAGAAUGAAUAGAAAACGGGACACGGGCCCGUGGAAAAUAUGUAGUGUUGCGGUCGUGAAGUGUUAGUCUUAGAGUGAAAAGCGGCCACCGACCACUGGCUGGUAGCCGCACCGCUGAAGAAAUGCCCUAAUGGCUAGAGAGGAGGCCCGUGGCGUCGGAGUCGUCGGUGGUGUCGGUGGCGGUGGCGGCGGUAAGCGUCCGUUCAAGUUAUGGGACGGCCGACGUAGCGUGCGCAAAGGCCUGGUGGUGGGCAGUUUGGAGGAGCUGGUGCAGCGAGGUCGCGAAAAAUUAGGCGUCGGUGUGGGCGAGCCGGUAAGGUUGGUAUUGGAAAGCGACGGCACCCAAGUCGAGGACGCCGAAUAUUUUCGGACGCUGCCACCGAACACUGUCCUGCUGCUGCUUAGGCCCGGAGAACGCUGGUUACCGCAGGGGGUCGACGUUAUCAAAGCAGUAGCAAUUUCGGCAAUUCCUCGGAUCGUAUGCGAAGCGAUACACGCGCUGGAGCUGCACGAUGAGACACCCUCUUGGAAGAUUAUGGAUAACAAGGGUCGCGUCACGGUGGUACUGCAUUGGGAUCAGCGAGGCCCUGGACCUUCAAGGGCUUCGUCGGAAGCACCUUCGCCGGCACCUGGCAAGUAUUCGCCCAGCAAGCGGCCCUCGUUGGUCAUCCAAACCGCCACCAAAAAGGAAACGGUCAUCAACGACGUCUAUCAGCAGCCCUCAGCUCAAGCUCCAAGAUACCCUAGUCCUCAAAUCACUGUGAUAAAUCAUGACGAGGUCAAACCGCCACCUCCACUUCAUAGACUUCCUAAACAGGGCAGUUCGAUCGAGAGUACGACGAUCCAUAUUCACACCCCCGAAUGCGCGCACCAUGUGCAUCUGCCACGUUCUGGCAGUCCCCAAACUAACGGUACCAUCGAGUGUGAUUUUCAUUGUUGCGCAUUGCACGAAGAGGGUCGCAAAAUUGCCGUUCAUAAGCAUAGCGUUGCGACGUCUCCUAUCCAAGACGCUCAACAGCAAACAUCACCACAACCACCGUCGCGCCACGUGCGAUUCCUCGACGUCGAAGGACGACAUCCAGGGGUCGAUCACGAGAGUUCGGAGAGCGAGACGGAAAACACGGUGAUGGAAGAUGAGGCGAUAACUUCGGAAAAGUUCCUUCUGCUUAUCGAUCAGCUCAGCGUAGAUCAAAAGCGCCACUUGACGAUCAAAGAUAUCGGCAUUAUUUUGGAGCGGCUCAGUUCUAAGAUCUUAGACGUCGAACGCUUAGAUCGAGAAAGCGAGAGUGACGAUUGUUACAAUUGGACCAUAAAGGCAACUAUUCGCGGGGACGUGUUACGUGAACUCGGUGUUAUUUAUAACGGAAACUACUACGCCAUUUCCGAACAUCCGGGAUACAAGGAGGAGAACGAGGGCGCCGCGGAAGAAAUCGAAGAGGAGGAAGAGGAAGAAGACAGGCUGUGAAGAUUUUAAAUCAUACAUACUAAUCCCGGAUGUCAACGAGUGGCGUGUGCAUCAUAAUAAGAACGCAACGUGUUAAUUUUGUUUUCGUUUCGAAUAGCAAAAAGAUCUUAAUAUUAUCGGUGCCUACAUAUAAGCGCCACACCGUUUUACAAUUAUCUGAUUGUUUCGAGAAACUUGAGUUGAUCAAAAUAGAUUUUGGCCAAAUGAAAUGAAACCAAACCCACUCAGGUCCGUUCCUUUUUAAUUGCGUAACAGUAUUAAUUAAUAGUCCCCACCCUAAUCAGUAUUCUUUUUAGAAGAGUGCCAAAUAUAUUAUUAUAAUUUAUCACAAUAACAUUUCUCGCUCGCGUGCGUGCAGUUGUACCAACAAUCGCAGAUCUUCCAUGCAGAUCGUGUGCCAAAUCAGUAGCAGUUCAAGUUUCUCCCGUAAGUGUAAUCCAAGCCUAAUAAGAUGACGAACCGUUAAAUAGGGAAAGAAGGGGUGCUACUACUAGACAAACAAACUGUAUACCUUACCGUAUAAAAAAAAAAAAGCUAUACCGACUGCCACCGUGUUUAUGUCAAACAGCACAAAGAAAGCAAAAAAAAAAA
Agrilus planipennis (emerald ash borer) is the source of this 2083-nucleotide messenger RNA. RefSeq lists its product as uncharacterized. The transcript has 5 exons. Bases 158 to 1492 code for a protein of 444 amino acids. Lineage: Eukaryota; Metazoa; Arthropoda; Insecta; Coleoptera; Buprestidae. The record is from RefSeq and is a predicted model, not a curated record. Gene Ontology annotation, biological process: apoptotic process; regulation of apoptotic process.